Messenger RNA from Cooperia oncophora, 375 nucleotides. The record is from the annotation of a GenBank genome assembly. Lineage: Eukaryota; Metazoa; Nematoda; Chromadorea; Rhabditida; Trichostrongylidae.
AUGAAUCCUGUAGAAGAUAACCAAUCUGGUUACGUGACUGGUUGGGGAGUUACUAAAGAAGGUGGAUCGGUAUCUAGUAAGCUUCGACAAGUGAUGGUGCCGUUUCUGAGUCCAAAGGAAUGUGAAAUUGAGUACAAAGGUGAAAUCGACGGGACGAUGGUUUGCGCAGGUCGAAAGGACAUCGACAGUUGCCAGGGAGACUCCGGUGGUCCUUUGGUCAUGAAACACAACGAUUCAAACCGAUGGUACCAAGCAGGAAUAGUGAGUUGGGGACGAGGAUGUGGUGAAGCUGGACACGCAGGUGUUUACUCACGACCUGCCGCCUACUGCGACUUUAUCGAGAAGUACGCCGGCAAAAAUAUAUGUGUCGAUUAA